UCCCAGCGAUCUGAACAAAAACUCAGAGGUAAGGACCUUGCAUCUGCCCAAGAGACAAUCGUAUAGCAGUGUGACUGAUUAAAACAAACACACAGAGGAGGAGAAGACAGAAGAAAAGAGAGACAGCUGUUGGACAGCGGGAAGUGAAAGAGGAGCAAAAGAGCAGAGAAGGAGGGGAAGGAGGAGAAAGAGAUAAGACUGUGACAAAGAGAAGACAGCAAAGGGGAAGCACAUGGUGUAAAAAUGCCCACUAACUUUACUGUGGUCCGAGUAAAGGACAGCGCUGGAAAAGCAACAGAGGGGAAUGAUGAGGAUGUGGAUGAGAACAAUGUGCUAAAAGAGGAAGAGGAGGACGCCACAGGUGAUGGCGUUCCAAAGGAAAACAGUCCGUUUAUCAACAACACAGACAAUGACAAGGCCAACAGCUAUGAUGGCACCAAUAUGGCCCUUUUUGAGGAGGAAAUGGACAGCAACCCAAUGGUGUCGUCUCUACUCAAUAAACUGGCAAACUACACAAAUCUUACCCAAGGGGCCCAGGAGCAUGAGGAGGCUGAUGAUGAUGAAGGGACAAAGAAGAAAACUGUCAAGAGCCCUCAGAUGGGGACUUUCAUGGGUGUCUACCUCCCCUGCCUCCAGAAUAUUUUGGGGGUCAUCCUCUUUCUGCGCCUUACCUGGAUUGUUGGCACUGCCGGUAUCUUGGAGUCUCUGGCUAUUGUCGGCUUGUGCUGCUCUUGUACCAUGCUGACAGCCAUAUCCAUGAGUGCAAUUGCUACUAAUGGUGUUGUGCCAGCUGGAGGCUCGUACUACAUGAUUUCCAGAUCUCUUGGUCCAGAGUUUGGUGGAGCUGUUGGGCUAUGUUUCUACCUGGGCACAACCUUUGCUGGUUCCAUGUACAUCCUUGGUACUAUAGAGAUUCUGUUGACCUACAUCGUGCCUAAGGCAGCCAUCUUCGUAGCAGAGAGGAAGGAGGACGAGGUGGAUGCUCUGCUCAAUAACAUGCGAGUUUAUGGCACAUGCUGCCUUGCACUGAUGGCCAUUGUCGUCUUUGUGGGGGUGAAGUAUGUCAAUAAGCUAGCUCUAGUCUUCCUAGCCUGCGUCAUUCUCUCUAUCCUUGCCAUCUAUGCUGGAGUCAUCAAGACCAUCUUCGAGCCGCCUGACUUUCCUGUAUGCAUGUUGGGGAAUCGCACACUGCAGAACCACAACUUUGACAAGUGUCUUAAGACGGAGAUAAAAGACAACAUAACAGUCACUACCCAGCUUUGGAAUCUCUUCUGUGAAGGACCAGAACUCAACGCCACCUGUAAUGAAUAUUUUGACAACAACAAUGUGACUGAGGUGCAGGGCAUCCCUGGAUUGACCAGUGGUGUCAUUUCAGAAAACAUGUGGCCAGAAUACGGCCCUCUUGGUAUGCUGGUAGAAAACAAGAAGCUGGCAUCUGUUCCAGGAGGUGACCCCAAACAGGAUAUUUACAUGCCCUAUGUGGUUAAUGACAUCACAACCUUCUUUACCCUUCUGGUUGGCAUCUACUUUCCUUCUGUAACCGGUAUCAUGGCUGGUUCUAAUCGAUCAGGGGACUUGCGAGAUGCCCAGAAGUCCAUUCCUAUUGGGACCAUCUUGGCUAUCGCUACCACCUCUUUCAUCUACAUCAGCUGUGUGGUACUGUUUGGCGCCUGCAUCGAGGGGGUUUUACUUCGUGACAAGUUUGGUGACUCUGUGAAAGGGAAUCUUGUGAUUGGCACACUGUCUUGGCCCUCCCCUUGGGUCAUUGUGAUUGGCUCGUUCUUUUCAUGCUGUGGGGCGGGGCUUCAGAGUUUGACAGGCGCACCACGUCUGCUGCAGGCCAUCGCACGAGAUGGCAUUGUACCUUUCUUACAGGUGUUUGGUCAUGGGAAAGCUAAUGGAGAGCCGACCUGGGCUCUGCUGCUGACUGCUGGGAUCUGUGAGAUAGGCAUCCUCAUUGCUUCCCUGGAUGCUGUGGCUCCCAUCCUCUCCAUGUUUUUCCUGAUGUGUUACCUGUUUGUCAACCUGGCCUGUGCAGUUCAGACCCUGCUACGAACACCCAACUGGAGACCACGCUUCAAAUACUAUCACUGGGCAUUGUCCUUCUUGGGGAUGAGCUUGUGUCUUGCCCUCAUGUUCAUCUCCUCCUGGUACUAUGCUAUUGUGGCCAUGGCCAUCGCAGGCUGUAUCUACAAAUACAUUGAAUACAGAGGGGCAGAGAAGGAGUGGGGUGAUGGCAUCCGGGGCCUGUCUCUUAAUGCAGCCCGCUACGCCCUCAUUCGCCUAGAGGAUGCGCCACCACACACAAAGAACUGGAGACCCCAGUUGUUGGUGCUCCUGAACCUGGACUCAGAUCAAGGAGUCAAACACCCUCGCCUGCUGUCCUUCACCACCCAGUUGAAGGCAGGGAAAGGCCUAACAAUAGUGGGGAAUGUUUUAGAGGGAACUUAUCUGACUAAGGAUACAGAGUCCAAAAAGGCGGAGCAGAACAUCAAGGCUUGCAUGUCAGCAGAGCGUACAAAGGGUUUCUGUCACGUUGUAGUGUCGUCCAACCUUAGAGAUGGCGUCUCUCACCUCAUCCAGUCUGCAGGGCUGGGAGGCAUGAAACACAACACGGUCCUAAUGGCCUGGCCCGGGACCUGGAAGCAGUCCAAUGAUCCACAGUCAUGGAAGAGUUUUAUAGAGACUGUACGGGAGACCACAUCAGCCCAUCAGGCCUUGCUUGUGGCUAAGAAUGUGGACAGUUUCCCCACCAACCAGGACCGUCUGGGAGAGGGUACCAUCGAUGUGUGGUGGGUGGUUCAUGACGGAGGCAUGCUGAUGCUGCUGCCCUUCCUCCUGCGACAGCACAAGGUGUGGAGAAAGUGUAAGAUGCGCAUCUUCACUGUUGCCCAGAUGGAUGACAACAGCAUCCAGAUGAAGAAAGAUCUGCAGAUGUUCCUUUACCACUUGCGUCUGGAUGCAGAAGUGGAAGUGGUAGAGAUGCACGAUAAUGACAUCUCAGCCUUCACCUAUGAGAAGACACUGGUGAUGGAGCAGAGGUCACAGAUGCUAAAACAAAUGCAACUUUCCAGAACUGAGAGGGAGAGAGAGAUUCAAAGUAUCACAGACGAAUCACGUAGCUCAAUCCGGAGGAAGAACCAGGGCGCUGCCCCGGGCACGAGCCUCAGCCGGCAGUCCUCAACAGCGGAGGACACUCAGGAGGAUGAGGCCCAGCUCAUCCACGACAGGAACACAGCAUCUCACACAACAAUAAAUGACAAAGCAGACGCUGGGCCAGAGCGGGUUCACAUGACCUGGACCAAGGACAAGCUCUUCACAGAGCGUCGCAACCGCGAGUGUAACGCAAACGUGGCUGUGCGCGACCUCUUUAACAUGAAACCAGAGUGGGAGAGCCUGAACCAGUCUAAUGUUCGUCGGAUGCACACAGCUGUGAAGCUUAAUGAAGUGGUGGUCAACAAGUCACAGGGGGCUCACCUGGUUCUGCUCAACAUGCCUGGACCCCCAAAGAACAGAGGAGGAGAUGAAAACUAUAUGGAGUUCCUGGAGGUCCUCCUUGAAGGUCUCAACCGGGUCCUCCUGGUCCGAGGCGGUGGCCGUGAAGUCAUCACCAUCUAUUCUUAAAUGAACUCUUGUACCCCCACCUUUCACACACACAGGCUGUCGCCAUGGAUAGCGGUCAUUGGGCAUUUUGUGGGAGGAAGCCUGAGUGUUUGUUUUGUUUUUUUGUUGUUUUUUUAAUGGAGGGUGGGGAUUGUUAGAAGGCGGGACCACUUGUGUUUGACAGAUGUCUGAAGGACCUCAAGACAACGGAAAACAUAACCCUGACCUGGUGAGCGAGUGAGUCCACACUGGGCCACAGUAUCCCUGCAAAUGGAAGAGAGAGCAUAGAGACACUUUAUAUUUUUCAUUUAACUCUGAAGAUAUUGUUCUGUUCUGUUAUGUUACAUUUUCAUAUUCUUUCCCUCUUGUGUUGAUGUUGUGGAGCUUUUAACUCUCACUGUGUAAAAGUAAGCAAAGAAAUGAGCGUGUGCUGUUGAUAUGAAUAUCAUAGUUUUUUGUGGUGUUGUGUAUUCUACUCUGGGAGGUGCAAAGACAUUUGCUGGAACUAAGAAAAACUGCACAUUAAUACUACAAAUAGAUUUGAUACAGAUCAUGUACACCAAAAAGUAGAAAAUAACCCAUCAGCUGUUGUCACUAAGAAAACCAAACUGCUCAUACUCAUACUUUUGUUCAGUCACAACCUAGUGGACCUGCAUAAUUAAGUUUGUUUGGUCUUUUUAUAAGCUGCUAAAACAUCAUUUCUAUGUUAUAGUGUGAACAUUAACCAACAGUGGGCUAGGCCUCUAUAGCUGUAUUCCAUAAAGGGGAACAUGAAGGAAUCUGGUGAAGCACCGAUGUUGUCUGUGCUGGGUACUAAUACUUGAUCAUUAAUCCAUAUUUCUCUGUCUUACAGAACUUUGAUUUGGAAGAAUAGCCAUAGCUAAUAUUCUAGGAUUUGUAAACUAAAUAUGCACAAUGUAAAGUUAUUUAUGGUGUCUGAAGUAGAGCUGUCAGGAUGUGUGUUGGAAAAGGAAUCUCUAAGCUGUUUAACAGCAUAAGUUACUGUUCAGUCAUAGAUGAGCUGGUCGAUUUAUAUGUUGAAUCUAUUUCUGCCUUAGGUGUUUGUUGGUGUUUGACAGAAUCCAUUUUCUACAAUGUAAAAGCACAUUUUGACAUAUAAAUUUGUGUAAUUCACAUUUGUUUGGCACAGUUUAUUCCUAUAAUAGAGCACUGUUGGCUUCACACUAUCAGACUAAAAACUGUUUUGAGAAAAGAAUUUCACCUUUUAACUUCUCUAAGGUUCUUGUUCGUGACUAGUGGCUGUUAAUUUAACAUGGACUAUUCAGUCUUUGCUGUCUGUUAGUAGUGGUCGUGCAGUUAAAUUCUGCAUUUUAGCAGUUAGUGGAGCACAGCAACAACUCCCAUGUCUUGUGGUGCUUUCCUUUAAACCCUGCCUGCAUCUGUCAAGAGACGUUUGGAAAGGCUGCCAACCCUGGUGGUGUUUGUGAAAGCAAACAUGGGGACUGAAACAAUGAUAGACCUGACCCCUCCUGGAAGAAAACAAGACAUCAGUAGAUGUUGUACAGUUAAAGUCGGUAGUGUUUUUGUUGAUGCUACUAUGUUAGUACUAUGUUUUUUGCAGUUGUAGCACACACAUGCUUUUCAAAACAAGACCAUGCAAGUGUGGAUGUAGCUUGGGAUCUGAGUGUACUCUUCUCUUCAGUGAGUUUCAUGGAACAGAAUGCACAUUUCAUAUUCAGUUCAAUGUUGCUGUUUUUAUACUACUUUACCAAACCGAUAUGCUUAGGCUUUGAGUCGGACACUGAGUAGAUGGACUGUUCCGAGCAUACGUAGAAGGAAAAGUGCCAAAAUGAUAACAAAAAGGAAACUGUGGAAGUAUUACUAAUGCAGCUUAUCACUGACCAUACUGUAGCUAUGGUCUUAAAGAAUGACAAUCCUUGAACGAUGAACUUAAAAGCAAAAAACACAGAGAACUUUUUUUAUGUCAAACCCGGCAGUUAAUUUAAAGCUUGGCAUGUAUGGAGGAAAUGCAACAAAUAGUGCACUUUCCAGGGCAUUUGAGACGUUCUAAUAUGUACUACUGAAGGACACACUCGCCUCAAAGAAGCAGACAAUUUCCUCACCCUUGUGUACAUCCACAGUUUCUUUUCCAGAUGAGCAGUAUUUUAUGAAGCAGAAAAUCACAUUUCCCCGCAGAUUUUUAUGUUUGCAAGAUGAGAACUUCUGCCUAAUUGUCAGAUAUGCAACGUCUGUUGUCUUUGUGUUUUUGUUGAGUUGUUCUAUGCCUGUCUGAUUAUCUCCAGUAGGUCUGAUCUUCGUAGUGUUUGCUAUAUUAUCACUGCUCUUCUGUUACUUUAAGUGUUGAUUGUUGAUGUGGUUUUAAUGGAGGAGGUAGACAGAGGACGGCUCUUGUCCACUAGUCGGCAUUUUUUGUGUUUGUGUUUUUUUUCAAACUACCAGAAACACAACAUGACUGUGGGAGGAUGCUGUAAUGAUGAAGAUUGGAGGCAGAUUAAAGGUUUAACUGUCACUCUGUAUGAGGUUGAAACUACUUGUUAUGUUUUAGCUAAUACAAGCCCAUACCGAGUACAGUGAAAAUGGUCUAGUAAAGAGUUAAAACUGUUGUAAAAGAUGAAUAAUUAAAGACACUUUUUUACUUAGUUAGUGAGCUGAAUAGCAGUAGAUGUGUACAAAGAAAACAUAUAUUGGCACAUGAAAUGCUACAUUAAAAAAGGUUACUGAAGGU
Molecule: messenger RNA, 6310 nt
Organism: Sphaeramia orbicularis (orbiculate cardinalfish)
Lineage: Eukaryota; Metazoa; Chordata; Actinopteri; Kurtiformes; Apogonidae
Gene: slc12a7b
Product: solute carrier family 12 member 7b
Exons: 26
Coding region: 244-3624 (1126 amino acids)
Biological process (GO): cell volume homeostasis; chloride transmembrane transport; potassium ion import across plasma membrane
Cellular component (GO): plasma membrane
Molecular function (GO): potassium:chloride symporter activity
Source: RefSeq, a predicted model, not a curated record